AUGUCGAGCAAUAUUGUGAUAGAUGCCACCAAAGACGAAUUAUUUUAUACAUUAGAUCUACAACACCAAGGACAUAGCAACUUGUCCGGAGAAAGAAGCUUCCGUAAGCUAAGACCAAGUUUUACUAAGGAAGAAUCAAAAUUCUUACUGGAGCUCAUGGCAAAAUACAAAUCUGUGUUGAUCGACAAAAACAAAGGAUUUGUGACUGUCGAACAAAGGAGGGAAGCCUGGCAGAACAUCGCCGAUGAACUAAACAGCAUCAACCCUAACGUUCAUCGCUCUUGUGACGAGGUGAAGAAACGCUGGCAAAACCUGGUCUAUCAAGCCACCAAAGAUUCACAGAAGCUGAAGGGUUUUUACCCUGGCGAAUCUCCCCGUGUGUCGGAGGUGAGCAUGGGCAUCUUGACUCUAAUCGAAGAAUGGCCCGAUUCGAUGGAUGGCCAGGCAGGCAGUAAUGCUUCCGGCUGCAAGCUUGAGUUUGACGUUGGCGAUAAUGAGGACGAUAACACGAGCACCAUGAUUUCCGACAGCCCUCACUCCCACCACGAUGAACAGAACACUUCAUUUGGGAUGAACAGUUCCACUGCUGCUUGUGUCUUGAGACGUAAUUCUGCUGACAAGAGAGAUUCCUUUGUGCCAGUGAAUACUUCUGAGACCAUGAUCCAGCCAGCUUUUCCACAAAGAGGCACAGAUUUAGGACCUUCGGGACAGAAGUCACAGCAUCAGGGCAGCUUUAAUGAGGCAUCGUCCUUACUGCCUGAUGCACUGUCCGUGACGUCUGCUCCUGUAAGGUCAAAAUACCUACACCCGGCUUAUCGUGAUGCCUCCCUCUCAUCACAAAGUUUUGAUGUCUCUGGUGGGCCGUCUGCCAAGAGGCGGUGUUUUGACUUCUUUUCGGGAAACCGUGACCUAGAGAGCGAUGUUUUCGGUGCUGAUGCUGAUACAGUUCUACUUGACAAAGAAAAAUUAAGAUUUGACACCGAAAAACUUGAAAUGGCUAAAGAGCAUCUUUCAAUUGAAAGACAAAAGCUUAACAUGGAAAAGGAAAAGUUUGCUAUGGAAAUGGAAUUGGAACACGAUAAACUGCGUUUUGAAAGGGAACGAUUUGCAGCUGAAAAAGAAAGAGACAGACAACAGCUAAUAAUGGAAAAGGAAAAGUUUUUCUUUUUCAAAGAGCAAGAGAAAGAAAGGACUCGUUUAAACAAGGAACAGCAUGAAACUGAAAAGCAAAUGUUAUCUUUGGAAAAAGAGAAAUUAUCUCUGGAGAUACGUUUCUGGAAGAGAAAGCUGUUGCAGUCAUCGAGUGUUAACCAUGAUGAGAGUGAAGAACAUUCUACACACAACAAUGUUGACCACUAAAUUUACAACCAUUUUCAUCAGACCAUCCUUCAAAAAAUCAGUUUACUGUAGUUAACCCAGCCCAACAUGUUUGUAAUGGAGUGCUUGGUAUUUUAUUUGUGUCAGUAUAAAAAUACAGAUAUCCCUCAAAACUUGACCCUUUGUAAACAAGAAUUUUCUCAAAACCGGACUUUUUUCACUGUCCCUUUUUAAAUAUCGGUACAGAACAGAACCUCACUAAACUGGACACUCCUUAAACCAGACUUUUUACUUGUUCCUGUGGGUAUCCGGUUUAGAGGGGUUUCACUGUUUAUUGUGUAAAAGGACAGAAAGAGCUGUAAAGGAAAUUAUGAUUUAAAAAAAUAAAUGGGUUGGGAUGAUUUUUAUGAGUUAAUCUGAUUGCAAAAUAUAGUAUACAGUGGACUCUGUUCAGACCGGCAUCUGUGUACGGCCAAACAAAAUAAUAGUUUAAGCGACCAUCCCUAGAAAAACUUACCAUAAUGAUUUCAAAGAAAAUCACAUGUAUACUCAACAACAAAAGUUUAGCUAAUGUUAAAAGAAAUGGCAUAACAUUUAUAAAUUAACCAAUUUUUAUUAAUUAGUAUUCAGAUC
Messenger RNA from Gigantopelta aegis, 1950 nucleotides. RefSeq names its product myb/SANT-like DNA-binding domain-containing protein 4. The coding region runs from base 1 to 1359 and encodes 452 amino acids. The transcript is spliced from 2 exons. The record is from RefSeq and is a predicted model, not a curated record. Lineage: Eukaryota; Metazoa; Mollusca; Gastropoda; Neomphalida; Peltospiridae. Gene Ontology annotation, cellular component: nucleus.